This is a messenger RNA of Chara braunii, 2447 nucleotides long. The record is from the annotation of a GenBank genome assembly. Lineage: Eukaryota; Viridiplantae; Streptophyta; Charophyceae; Charales; Characeae.
AGGCAAACACUCAACCAAUCGGCUAAGCGGACUGGGGUGAAAGCUAAGCCCCAAGAUGAGUACUUAACCCCACCCCAGCACGGGUACUCGUUUUUCCCCGCGACCCGGUGUACCCAGUCACACACGCGCACCCAACCAGGGUGUGUAGACGUAGCCACCAUACAGUGUACGACCGAAGAAGAAGAAGCAGACGAAGAGUUGCACAAACAGUGACCACAUCUGUUUCUGGCACACAUACCAAAGAAUUCCAGUUCCAGUUAUCUCCGCAUGUGCGCAAAGAAGAAGAAGAAGAAGAAGAAGAAGAAGAAGAAGAAGGCAAUGCUUGUCGUCCAUGCAUAUGACACAAGGAAGCAAAGAAGAGGUGGAGGAGAAGCAGCAGCAGCAGCAGCAUCAGCAUCAUCAGCAUCAUUGUCAUCAUCAUCAUCAGCAUCAUCAUAGCUUCCUCCUUCUCCUCCUCCUCGUCAUCAUCAUAAGCAUCAGCAUCAGCAUCAUUAUGUUCAUUGAGACGGACACCGUCAGCUUCAUCAUCUUUGUCACGCAGACGAUCAUCAUCAUCGUCAUCAUCAUCAUCAUCGGUGUCGUUGCUGAUGCUGAUGAUGCUGAUGCGGAUGAUGCUGGUGCUGAUGAUGUUGACGCUGAUCAUGCUGCUGCUGCUGCUGCUGCUGCUGCUGAUGAUGAUGAUGAUGAUGAUGAUGAUGAUGAGUCGAAGGGAUGGGUUGUCGAGGAGGAGCCGGAGGAGGAGGAGGAGGACAAGGGAAGGAGGGAACGUGAAGUCAUUGGACUCAUUACCGCAAAUGAAAGCGAAGAAGGAGAAGAAGAAGAAGAAGAAGGGGGAAGGGGAUUGACCCAGCAGGCUUUCUCGUCUUCAUUGUCAUCGCUGUCUUCUCCUUCGUUGUCUUCGGUGUCGCCAUCACCAGAUUCUCGGAAGUUGGCAUUUCGUCAUGGCUGGAGGGUUGGAGAGGCGGUGCUGCGAUGCAUGGAAGUCCUAUUGGGUAAAUGUCCUUGUGACUCUGCAAAUAAGCUUGUCUUUCUGCUUCCUAGCCUUAUGAAAGCUGCAGCAUUGGCACGCGAGGAAGCGUCAGAGGAGUUCCGACACUCGGCGGUACGGUGCUUGAAGGAGUUGCUGAGAGGAUUGCAUCCUCCAAGAGUCAGUGGACACAUGGAAGGCCAAGAGGCUCGAGAGGGAGUGUGCACAUCUGAUGAUUCUGAUGAUGAUGGUGAUGGUGACCGUCACAUGGUGGGAUCGGGAAUGGGUAGAAUUGACCGGAGUGACUGCCCUGUUGCUGCACUUUGCUCGGAAGUGAUGGGAAUCACUGUUGGAAGCUUGGUUGAUUUGCUUCUGAAGAUUGAUGAGGCAGAGGUUGCGGCUGGGAGUGCUGGAAGCAAAUCUCUGCGGACGGAUGCCCUAGGAACUCUGAGAUGUCUUGUCCUCAAGUUGGAUGAUGGAGACGCGUUGGCGUAUUUUCUUCCAGCUAUGUCUGUUAGGCUUGCGAGGGCGUCUCUGUCACACAUUCAGGGUAAAGAUGGGCGCCUCGUUGCUGUGGCCUCGGCUCAGACGAAGAAGGUUGGGGCAGCCUGGUCCUCUGCUGCUGUAAGGGAGGCUGUAUCCCUGCUGGGAGACCUUCUUGUCCUCAUUCUUGGUGACACUCGAAAUACUGGUGCACUUAUGCCGGCAAAGAGUGUAAGGACUGCAUCGGGAAGUCAGCAGGCUGACAAAACAGCAGAGGAAGGUACUGUGGAUACUGUCGAUUCUGCAUUGCAGGCAUUGAGGGAGCUGAAGAUGCAGUUUGGAUCCAAGGAGGCGGCGGCUGAUGGAGAGAGAGAUGGUGGUGGUGGCAAGGAAAGUAGCAGUAGCAGUGAGGUGAAGAGGAAGGGUGAAGAAGUUGCGAAAGAGAUGCCUGUAUUUGAUGGCAACUUUCGGAAGCUGGUUCUACGAGUGGAUCGUAACGAGCAGUGGCUGUCAGAGACGGCAUCCAAACUCCACGUCCUUAUCAGCAGGUGCUUCCCUUUGGUUUCACUACACCCCAGCCCUAAAGUGCGGCUUGCUCUUGGCGACACAUCCUGCCGACUUCUAACGGAAUGUCGCCUCACAUUGAAGGAUACAGUUCCAAUUCUGCUGGACUGUUUGUUGGGGCUUGUCUAUGACGACUUCCCGCAAGUGUCCUCUCCUAUGAUCAAGGUGAUAUCAUCGGUAAGAGUGGUGGCAGGUGGUAUUGCUGAAGGCACAAAUGCCAAGGGAAACCAGGAUCGAAUACCGAAGGCAAGCACUGCAGCAAACAGGUCCAAGCAGUUGUCCAUUGAUCAGGAAAUCAUCGAGUCGACGCUGCAAAGGCUGGUGGCAGACAAUGGGACUCCAUGCUCACUGUAACCCGAAAAUCAAAAAAAAAUUUGAAUCACUAACUCUGUACGGGCCUCUGCAGGCAAAGGAACAAAGACAGCAUACUUGC